Molecule: messenger RNA, 4090 nt
Organism: Drosophila guanche
Lineage: Eukaryota; Metazoa; Arthropoda; Insecta; Diptera; Drosophilidae
Gene: Pi3K92E
Product: phosphatidylinositol 4,5-bisphosphate 3-kinase catalytic subunit delta isoform
Exons: 8
Coding region: 355-3681 (1108 amino acids)
Biological process (GO): phosphatidylinositol-3-phosphate biosynthetic process; cell migration; phosphatidylinositol-mediated signaling
Cellular component (GO): cytoplasm; phosphatidylinositol 3-kinase complex; plasma membrane
Molecular function (GO): 1-phosphatidylinositol-4-phosphate 3-kinase activity; 1-phosphatidylinositol-3-kinase activity
Source: RefSeq, a predicted model, not a curated record
AGUAGACAUCGCAAAUAAAAACAAACAAUAUUCAAUUUUUUUAUCAAAAUCCAAAUCAAUUUAAAAAUAUUGUGUGCUUCAAACAUAACUUCAUCCGAUUAUGGCCAAUCGUGGAUAUGUGUGGAUGCCGGUGCCGGAAUACAAAGAUCGGCAUGACUUACAAUGAGAUUGCGGCGUUGAUUUAAAUGGAAAACUUUGAAAACAACAAACAGGCCGAGUCUGGUGAUAACGACAGGAACGAAAACAACAACACAACUAACAGUUGCAUGCAACGACGAAUAAGACAAGCCCAGAAGGGAAACUCAAGCCCGAGUGAGACUAAACAAAAGUGAACCAGAAACUCAGUGCAGCACAAUGAACCGCACCGCCUCCGUUUCUCACAAUCAUCAUCAUCAUUCUGGCGGAAUGCUGGAUAACCGGCAAUCGGCCUAUGUAGAGCACACACACACAGGCUCAGGCUGCGGUUUGCCCGUGACCGAGUACGACCUCUCCGACAUGAGAUUCUCCAUCAAUCUGUGGAAGAACGACCCACCCGACUAUGUCGAUCUUAUAUGCAUGAUCCCGAAUGGUACCCUGCUUAUGAUGAAGGCUCCCUCGUCGACGACUAUACGGGAGAUCAAGGUAGAGGUCGUUAAGCUGGCAAAGCAGAACUGCCUGGGCUAUAUGAUCAAGGAUGCGUGCGACUAUCAGUUCUACGGAAUCUCUGUGUUCAACAUCGAACCCUACACGGACGAGACGAAGCGCCUGUGUGAAGUGCAGCCCUACUUUGGCAUACUCAGCCUGGGCGACCGCACCGAUGCCACCAGCUUCUCCAGCGACUAUGAACUAACCAAGAUGGUCAGCGGCAUGAUUGGCAGCUCAUUCGAUCAUCACCGGACCCAAGGCACGCCCGAGAUCGAUGACUUUCGACGCAGCAUGACAGACCUCUGCGAGAGCAUCGAGGUGGAGCGCUCCCAGUUCACGUGGCAGCAGCGCCUCCUCUAUGAGCACCCCCUAAGGCUGGCCGGCUCGGCGGAUAUGCCCGAGCUUAUACGUCAGCGUCAUCCGACAUCCGCCUUUCUGAUAGUGGUCAAGAACGAGAACGAUCAGAGCACGUUCACGCUGUCUGUCAUGGAGAAGGACACCCCACUCUCGCUGAUCGAGAGCACGCUGCAGAAGAUGAACCGAUCACAGAUGAAGAUGAACGAUCGCGCCGGCGACUAUAUACUGAAAGUAAGCGGUCGCGAUGAGUACCUGUUCGGGGAUCAUCCGCUGAUACAGUUCCUCUACAUACAAGAGGCGCUCUCGGACUCGGCGGUGCCCAAUGUGGUGCUGCAGUCGGUGAUCCGCCUCGAGUCUUACAUCAAUCACCACAACGAGCAGAGCAUGGGCCUGAAGCGAGCGCCCAAGAAGGAGCGACCCGUAGUGCUCCACAAGGCACCCACGUCGCUGUGGGACUUGGGAAACUACUUUCAGCUGACGCUGCACAGCAUCAGCAAUGUCAACUACGACAAGACACGGGCCUUCCGCGUGGGCGUGGAUGUGGGCCUCUAUCAUGGCGAGCACAAACUGUGCUCGCAGCGGUCCAUAGACGCACCCAAUGGCAGCUCGGACACGUUCCUCUUCAACGAUCAGAUCAUGGACUUUGAUAUACAGAUGCGCAACCUGCCGCGCAUGACGCGGCUUUGCAUCGUCAUAUUUGAGGUGACAAAGUUGUCGCGCUCCAAGAAGUCAUCCAACAACAAGGACAACGCCCAGAAGGACGUUUCAUACAACAAGAAUCAUUUGGCCUGGGUCAACACAACGCUCUUGGACUACAAGGAUCAUUUGCGAACUGGCCGACAGGUUCUAUACACGUGGACAUAUGCGGACGAUAUACAGUCGGACGAGGUGUUCCAUCCGCUGGGCACCAUCGAACCGAAUCCACGCAAGGAGGAGUGCGCCCUGGUGCACGUAACAUUCCACAGCAGUGGCGCCGAGUCCGUGCGCUAUCCCUGCGAGAAUACUGUCCUUCAAUAUGCAGCCGAUCGGGCAGUGGCCAGCCUCCGCGAGAAGCAACAGCAGCCGGCGGAGCCCGAGAAGCCUCUGAAAGACCUCAAGGAGUUGAUCGCCAACUACACCGGGCUGGACAAGAUCUAUGAGAUGGUGGACCAGGAUCGCAAUGCCAUAUGGGAGCGCAGGAAUGAUAUUCUGCGCGAAUUGCCAGAACAGCUGCCAAUACUGCUGCACUGCGUGUACUGGAAGGAGCGCGAUGAUGUGGCCGACAUCUGGUACCUCCUCAAGCGAUGGCCUCUCAUCUCGAUAGAGCGAUCACUGGAAUUGCUGGACUAUGCCUAUCCGGAUCCAGCUGUGCGUCGAUUUGCAAUCAAGUGUCUACAAAUUCUCAAGGAUGAUGAUCUGCUAUUAUAUCUGCUACAACUGGUGCAGGCCAUCAAGCACGAAUCGUAUCUGGAGAGUGAUCUGGUUGUGUUACUGCUGGAGCGAGCGCUGCGCAAUCAGCGUAUCGGCCACUACUUCUUCUGGCAUCUGCGAUCUGAGAUGCAAACGCCCUCAAUGCAAACGCGUUUCGGCCUCCUGCUGGAGGUCUAUCUGAAGGGCUGCAAGCAUCAUGUGGCGCCGCUGCGGAAACAGCUGCAGGUGCUGGAGAAGCUGAAGCAGGGCUCCGUUAUAGCCAAGAAGGGCAGCAAGGAGAAGGUGAAAACCAUGCUGCAGGACUUUCUAAGGGAUCAGCGGAACGCAGGCGUCUUCCAGAACAUACAGAACCCACUGAAUCCAAGUUUUCGCUGCAGUGGCGUCACGCCCGAUCAGUGCAAGGUGAUGGACAGUAAAAUGCGCCCGCUGUGGGUGGUGUUCGAGAACGCCGAUCUGAACUCUAACGAUGUGUACAUAAUAUUCAAAAAUGGCGAUGAUCUGCGCCAGGACAUGCUCACACUGCAGAUGCUGCGGGUGAUGGAUAAGUUGUGGAAACGAGACGGCAUGGACUUUCGCAUGAACAUCUACAACUGCAUCAGCAUGGAGCAACGACUGGGCAUGAUUGAGGUGGUGCGGCAUGCGGAGACGAUUGCCAAUAUCCAGAAGGAGAAGGGCAUGUUCUCGGCCACAUCGCCGUUCAAGAAAGGCUCGCUUUACAGUUGGCUCAAGGAGCACAACAAGCCCGCCGAUAAGCUGAACAAGGCUAUCAAUGAAUUUACGCUUAGCUGUGCCGGCUACUGUGUUGCCACCUAUGUACUGGGCGUGGCUGAUCGUCACUCAGACAACAUUAUGGUCAAGAGGAAUGGACAGCUCUUUCACAUCGAUUUUGGACACAUCUUGGGACACUUUAAGGAGAAGUUUGGUGUGCGCCGGGAGCGUGUACCUUUUGUGCUCACCCACGAUUUUGUGUACGUCAUCAACAAGGGCUGCAACGAUCGCGAGGCGAAAGAGUUUUGUCACUUUCAGGAAUUGUGCGAGCGCGCAUUUUUAACAUUACGCAAACACGGCUGCCUUAUCUUAUCGCUGUUCUCAAUGAUGAUUUCAACGGGACUACCGGAAUUGUCCUCCGAGAAGGAUUUGAACUAUCUACGCGAAACUUUGGUGCUGGACUAUACGGAGGAAAAAGCACGCGAACAUUUCCGGGCGAAAUUCAGCGAAGCUUUGGCGAACUCCUGGAAAACUUCCCUCAAUUGGGCCUCUCACAAUUUCUCCAAGAACAACAAACAGUAGACAGUAGACACAGUCGGUAUAUCAAAUCAACAAAAUGCAACAAGCAACGCACGUCUACACGAUCGUUGUGUGUUUACAAAACACUAUCUCUCACCCAAAAAGAAGCGAAGCAAUGAAAAGAUUCACUCUGAAUUGUUUCUGCUUAUAUUUACAUUGGUACUGCCUCCGCAACAGGUGGUUGGGCGGGCGAGUAUCCAUAAAAUGCAUAAAACCAAGUUCAAAACUACAUAUGUAUGUGUUCACUAUGUUAGGCCGACAAAAAACCCACACACACACAAAAACACACACACCCCCAUAUAAAUAUAUACAUAUAUGUUAUUCUAUUGAUACAACUCACUCCCACAAGUGCUCCAAUAUAGUUUACUGUACUGUUUACUUAUUUAAAUGACGGUCUCUUCGAUUUCCCUGA